This is a messenger RNA of Colletotrichum higginsianum IMI 349063, 1821 nucleotides long. Its product is annotated as Vacuolar protein sorting-associated protein 17. Gene Ontology annotation, biological process: retrograde transport, endosome to Golgi; intracellular protein transport. Gene Ontology annotation, molecular function: phosphatidylinositol-3-phosphate binding. Gene Ontology annotation, cellular component: retromer complex; retromer, tubulation complex; endosome. The coding region runs from base 1 to 1821 and encodes 606 amino acids. The transcript has 3 exons. The record is from RefSeq and is a predicted model, not a curated record. NCBI's taxonomy places the organism in Eukaryota, Fungi, Ascomycota, Sordariomycetes, Glomerellales, Glomerellaceae.
AUGGACUACAGCGCCUCCAUCAGCGACGAGGCUGGUGCAUCGCCAUGGGGCAACUCACCGGGCUCCUCCCCCCGGCCCAACCAAUCCAACUUCGCUACCCUCGGUGCUGACCCGAGCGGCAACCCGCCCGACUCCCCCUUUCCCUACACACCGAGUCCCGGCAACGCAACCCCACAGGACCAGGAGAACUUCGGCGGCGAGCAUUACAGACGGCCCGGCACCGCGAGCACCCAGUCGGCGACCGAGGUGGAAACACAAGAUUCGAGGACCGAAGUCGGCUCAGAAGCCCGGACUAGCGCCGACAGCCCUGGGCCCGAGCUGCCACAGAAAUCGCAGGAGCAGGGAGGUCCGCCCAACGUGGGCGGCCAGGCCCGUCAGGACCAGCAGCCUCGCAAGCCUCAGCAGCCUCAGUUCAGGCUUCAGGCCAAGAUCACCGGCCUCGAGCGUACCGGAAAGAAGGACCCCAUCUUGCGAUUUGACGUUCAUACCAACCUUCCGAGGUUCCGCACUACCCAGUACCGCGAUGUGCGCCGCUUCCACUCGGAAUUUGUCAAGCUUGCGGAGCAUCUCAUCUCGGCGAACCCCGAGUGUUUGGUGCCGACGGUGCCACCCGCCGUAACAUCGGCUGGCGCCGGUACGGACGAGGACGAGGCCCGCGUCAAGGCCUUGCUGCAACGGUGGUUCAACUACGUGUGCAGCAACGAAGUCCUUAUGAGGGACGACGAAAUGGUACUCUUCGUAGAGAGCGAUUUCGGCUACAGUCCCAUGGUCAAGAUGAAGCAGCCGGCGACGGGCGUGCGCAGAAAGAUCCUGAAGCAGUUUGCGCCUCCGCCAGAUGACACCCCGGAGCUGCAGGAGGCUCGCCCGAUCGUGAAGCUCUUCUACUUGGGGACAAUGGAUGCUGGCCACAAGGUCGAUAAGCUUGUCAAGUCUCGUCGAGGUCUCGGAUUGGCCGAGUCCGACUUUGGCGUCAAGCUCGGCGCAAUGCAUAUCCAAGAGCCCCAUCAAGGUCUCGCCAACGCCUACCGGAAGCUCGGUAAGAUUGUGCAGACGGUUGGCGACUACCACGCCGCCCAGGCCACGGCAGAAGCGACUACGAUCGGCGACCCCUUCCAGUACCACUCACAGGACUCAUUCGUCGUUAAGGAGUCGCUCACAAACCGACAAAUUCUCAUUCGCGAGUUCCUCCAAGCACAGGAAAACACGCGCAGCAAGCUCAACGCCGCCGACCGUCUCAAGGCAAGCUCCAACGUCAGACGGGAAAAGGUUGAUGAGGCCAUUACCGCUCUCGAUGACGCGCGUCAGAAUGAGACCUACCUCUAUCAGAAGACUACCCGUGUCACCCAAAACCUCGUACAGGAGCGCCGAAAAUGGUUUGCGAGAACGGCGGCGGACCUGCGGCUCAGCAUUAGGGAGUAUGUCAUUCGCGAGAUCGAGGCGGAACGACGUGCUCUUGCCGUGUUGGAGAGCGUGAGGCCUGACAUUCGCGCCAUCGAUGCAUCCGGCGGUCUGAGUCGACUCGGACGCGAAUCUCACCCUCCCGUGAGGAGGGCCAGCGUGGCAGCCAGCCAAGGACCCAAGGGGGAUGCAUGGAGCGGUGUUCCACGACGCACCGAUACGCUCAACCGCAGCGUGUCCGGCAGUCUGAUGCCUGGCCUCCCUGAGGAGGCAGACGGCGACAAUGGACCAGGUGCAGGGCAGAAUCAGGGCCUCGGCGCAGCGGGCGGCCGGGCGAGUCUGGCCGGUGUGGCAGAAGAAGACGACGAGGACCGAGUGGAUGCGAGAAACGCGGCAAGCCGAUUGGCGACCAGCACCUUUUAA